AUGGGAAGUAAUUCCUGGUCUUUACUGGACAGCCGCCAGAUUCCUGUGACCCUCUUGAUGAUGUUUCGAGAGAGCUCAUCAGAAUCUGGCGGCUGUCCAAUAAAGACCAGGAAUGACUUCCCAUUGGCUGCCCUCCCUUCCCCCUCAAAAAGCGGCAGCAGCGGUCGUGGUGAAGAGGUUCGCAAUAUUAGAUUCGAGCGUGGCGUCGUUGUCGCCGCUGAGGUCGCAGACGAUGCCGUUGGGGGUGCGGGAUUCGGAGGCGGCGGUGGUGGGGUAGGCGGCGCGGAGGCGGGCGACGGCGGAGGAGAGGCGGGCGGGGUUGGAGGAUUAGGAGAUGGUGACGGUGCAGGCGCCGUGCUCGAGGGAGGCUUCGGCGACGGCGUGGCCGAUGCCGGCGCUGCCGCCGAUGAUGAGGACGUGGGCACCUGCGAGUUUGGAGAUGUAUUUGCGUUGGGUGAUUUGGGUCUUGAUCAUGCGCAGUGA
Messenger RNA from Diplodia corticola, 483 nucleotides. RefSeq lists its product as uncharacterized. The transcript has 2 exons. NCBI's taxonomy places the organism in Eukaryota, Fungi, Ascomycota, Dothideomycetes, Botryosphaeriales, Botryosphaeriaceae. The record is from RefSeq and is a predicted model, not a curated record. Bases 1 to 483 code for a protein of 160 amino acids.